Messenger RNA from Bactrocera dorsalis (oriental fruit fly), 2592 nucleotides. RefSeq names its product Golgi-specific brefeldin A-resistance guanine nucleotide exchange factor 1 homolog. NCBI's taxonomy places the organism in Eukaryota, Metazoa, Arthropoda, Insecta, Diptera, Tephritidae. Gene Ontology annotation, cellular component: cytoplasm. Gene Ontology annotation, biological process: regulation of TOR signaling; negative regulation of signal transduction; apoptotic process. The coding region runs from base 227 to 1357 and encodes 376 amino acids. The record is from RefSeq and is a predicted model, not a curated record. The transcript has 4 exons.
GUGAGAAAGUAGCCGGCCGGUAUAAUGUGCGCAUGCUGAAGACGAAGUACCGUGGAAAAUUUAUCAAGUGAAUUUGGUAGCGAAAAAGACAAGAAUAUUGACAUUUUGAAGGAAAUUUUAACAGAAAUUAUAGGAUUGUGGCUAAGUGAUUAAUAAAUUAGUGUUUUGUGAAGGAAGUAGUAGAGUUUAAGAAAUCUUACUUUGAAAAAUCGGGUAUCGAGUUCCGAUGACAAAUUUCGUAGCAACGCCACAUUUCCCAGCGCAUACGCCUUCAGCGACAAUUAUGCCUUGUCGACAGCGCUACUGGGCGAGUCCGCUAACGCCACCACCACCAACAACCACACAGUUACCAACCGGCAAUCAUACGACCAGCGACAACGUUGUGCACAAUCAACGCAACAACAGCAACAACCAUAGCUUAAGCUAUAAACAACAGGCGACCGGAGAGGAGCAGCAGGACGAAGCGUUGCAGCCAGCGCUGCAGCUAUACGCUGAGGACGCCAUAGCGGGCGGUGACGUAGUGGACGGCGGCAAUUGGUCGGCGCCACAGCAGGCACACCACAAACAAGCACAUCACCACGAGCAGCGACAUUUCUACUAUAACAAUCACCAUUACGGUGGCGCGCAACACAACAAUCACCACCAAUAUCACCAACAACAUCACCACCACCACCAACCACACUACAAUCACUUGGCACAUCACGACAACAAUUAUCAGCAUUAUCAAGCGGCACAGCAACAACAACAAAAAUACUAUAGUGAAGGACAAAAACGCGCCACACAAGCGCAACAAAAGCAAAAAACACCACCCUUGCCGACCAACAACAAACAAGCGGCUAUGGAGGCCACUUACAACAACAAUUUGUUCUACUAUGAACCACCAGUAGCGGCCGGCAUCACACCGACGGGCUCACCCACAACGGGCAGUUGUUUCGGCAGCGCCACUACCGAUGUGGACAUAGCCGCGGUCAAUGAGCUGGCGCAGCGCGUGCAGACGGAGUUGCGGGACGCAAAGAAGCGCCACCUGGACUGCACCGAAGUCUCGCUGCCAUUUGAUCUCAUGCCGCGCAUAGCGGCCGAAAUAAUUAAGGCUUCGGAGCGGGAACCGUGUGGCGUGCGCGGCUGCUCGCUGUACAUCGAUUUCGAAUGCGAGCCGAGCAAUGUGCGACGCAUAGCCUCUUUCAAAGUGGACGACUGCACUGUCUCCACGUUCGAGCUGUAUCUCACGCUGAAGCAGGACAAGAGCGGCUGGACUUCGCUGUUGCCACAGUUUAUCAAGAACCUAACACGCAGCAACACCAUUUUGAUAAGCCCCGAUUUCACGUUGACCAAGAACAAGCUCUACUCCUGCGAUUAAUGCGCGUAAGCGUGCUUACGCCAGCUUGUUCCAGCUUAUUCCAGCUGCGUUUGUUUGCGAGAGGAGAGUUCUAUUCUUUUUUUUUUAAAUACAUGUAUGCAUACAUAACCCAACCAGCGAUCUCAUUUAUUCUCCUACGCGCAAACACACGUCAAAUGUACAACAAGAAUGUGGCGAAAAAUACACAACAACAACAUGGAAGGACCUUGAACGAAGGGCAACCGAAAUUGGUCAAUUGCGUAUAAUUAGCAAAUUUUAUGUGCUAUACAUACACACACAUACAUAUAUGUUUUUGUUUUUUAAUAAUUAAAUGGGCGUGGCUUUAACUACAACUACAAAGAUGAAUAAGAAGAAGUAAACAACAAACAAUUACUACAACAAAACCAGGAACAACGCAUAACGAGAAUACUUUACUUUCUCAACAAUCCCUCCGAAUUUCAUUAUUUUAACUGAACACCAAGAAAACCACGAAACAAGCAGUCGUAAGAGGCAAAAAAUAACAAAAGCAAAAUGCUAAAACGUUUACAUAACGGCGAGGAUGCGGAUGAGGCGAGCAAGCAGUGAUUGAGAAAUGCGUAAGCAUAGUAAAAUUUGUAAAAUUCGCGAAAAGUUUUCACAAAAAAUCCCAAAAAAUGCAAUAAACUUGGAACACAAUCGAUUUUCUUUGCGCUAAACAGUAAAUAAAGCAAAAAUUUCGCAACAAUAGCAACAACAACAGAACAUACGAACUCAAUUACAAUAAAACUGGAAUAAAAGGGAGAAGAAAUUCAAAUCAAAAUCUAAUAUGAGCAUUACAAUAAUAGCAGCAACAACCUUAAACAAUAGAACUAACAGCAGCAACAACAAAAAACAAUAACAGCAACUGCAUAUGCAGUUACCAGGCACUUAAUUUGGACAGAGCACUAGAAUAGUGGCGAGAGACGCAGCAGCGGUAGGCAGACGGCGGAGUUAAAGGAGUCGAAAGAGCAGACGCUGCCGACAAAUUUCAUAUAUGCUGGCGUACAUACAAACAUACAACCAUACAAACAACAAAAAACAAAAAAAGGCAAACGAGCAUGUGCAUAAACGGUGCACAGGCGCCGACAAAGUAAGCCGAGCAGCAGUGAAAUUAGUGGCUACUAUUUUUGGAAGACUGCAUACGUUUAGGGGAAGCAAGCUAAUAUUUGUAAUUUAUAAAAAAAUAAAAAAAAUAAAAAUAAUAACAACAAAAACAAAAAUCAUAACAAAAAUUAAAA